This is a messenger RNA of Saccoglossus kowalevskii, 2160 nucleotides long. RefSeq names its product glutamyl aminopeptidase-like. Lineage: Eukaryota; Metazoa; Hemichordata; Enteropneusta; Harrimaniidae. Gene Ontology annotation, biological process: proteolysis; peptide catabolic process. The record is from RefSeq and is a predicted model, not a curated record. Gene Ontology annotation, molecular function: peptide binding; zinc ion binding; metalloaminopeptidase activity. Gene Ontology annotation, cellular component: membrane; cytoplasm.
AUGGUAAUAAAAACACCAAAGAAUCCAGGCUACAGCUAUGAUAAGUAUUACCUACCACAAAGACCUGAAAAAGUAGAAUUGGCUUUGUCGACCAGUAAAUUUCAACCAACCGAUGCGCGCCGAGCAUUUCCGAACUUCGACGAACCUGAGUAUAAGGCGACAUAUACAACUACAAUUAUUCACGAUGCUGACCACCAUGCCAUGUCAAAUAUGGAUCCUGAGGAGACUGUCCAGCGUAGUGAUGGUUAUUUGCAAACUACAUUUCCGAUAACACCACGGAUGAGUUCAUACUUGACAGCAUAUAUUGUCAGUGAUUUUAUCAAUACAAACACGACCAUAACAAACACACGUCUCAAUAAAACCAUACCGUUCAGAGUAUGGACUCAUGCUGACCAAAUCGACCAGACUCUCUACGCUCUAGACAUCGGUAAAAGAAUGCACGAAUAUUUCGAGAAUGAAUGGUUUGAUGUGGAGUAUCCUAUGCUCAAAUCAGACAUGGUAGCCGUACCUGAUUACCCUUCUGGUGCAACAGAACACUGGGGCAUAAUCACAUACAGAGAGACCAAUCUACUUUAUGACCCGGAUGUGUCAUCAGAAAGUAACAAACAACGUGUUGCCGUGGUGAUAGGUCAUGAACUAGCACACUUGUGGUUUGGAAACCUUGUGACGUGUCUGUGGUGGAACGAUCUUUGGCUGAACGAGGGAUUUGCCAGCUAUUUAGAGUAUGAAGGCGUUAACUACGUGCACCCAGAUUGGUUAAUGUACGACCAGUUCUUGACCUCUGAUCUAUUCUACGCCAUGGAGCAAGACCAGAUAGUGAGCUCACAUCCUAUAAUUCAACCGUUAGAACACCCCGACAAGAUUAAUGAAAUCUUCGACUCUAUAACCUACAGUAAGGGCUCAUCAAUAUUGCGUAUGUUGGAAUCUAUCAUGGGUGAAGAUUUCAGAACCGGUAUCAAGAACUACAUGAACAAGUACAAGUUCUCAUCAGCUACGACAGCUGACUUAUGGAACACACUAACUGACCACACUUAUUUCGAUGUACCCCGAGUGAUGGAUACAUGGACACUACAGAUGGGAUACCCAGUAAUUACAAUAAAGAGAUCACAUGAUCAUGCCGGUAAAGCGUUCGUAAGACUAACACAGACCAGAUUCUUGAUUGAUCCGGAGGCGGAGGAUACGACUUAUUCGCCGUAUGACUAUGAAUGGUAUGUCCGAUUCGAUUACCAAUCUGAAAAUGGAGAAUAUGCCUACGAAUGGAUGGACAGGAGCGAAGCUAUUUUUGAGUGGCCGUCUGAUAAUUCUACUUGGAUCAAAGCUAAUGUCAAUCAGACAGGUGUAUACCGUGUUAAUUAUGAUGAAGAAAACUGGAUAGCGUUAGUGAAACAGUUACGUGAAUAUCAUAUGGCGCUGUCCGCUGGUGAUAGAGCAGGUUUAUUGAACGACGCAUUCAAUCUGGCAUGGGCUGGAUAUGUUAAUUAUAGCAUUGCAUUGGAUCUGACACGAUAUCUUGAAAAUGAAGAGGAUUUUGUACCCUGGGAUACUAUAACUGAUAUCUUUAACGAUUUGUCAGUUUUGUUGUAUCACCGACAAGCGUAUGGCAAUUGGAGAAACUAUAUACAACAACAAGUGAAGUCGAUCUAUAAUGAACUUAAAUUUGUGGAAAACGAUGAUGAUGGACAUCUUACAAAAUAUCUACGUGGUAACAUACUGUCUCUUGCAUGUGGUAAUGGCCAUGCAGACUGCUUAGAAGCGGCCUUGGACUAUUUUGAGAAGUGGAAGAAUAACGAAAGAUAUUUGGAUUAUGUUUGGGAUGACAACAUCAUACGAUCUCAAGAUUUCUUCACUGUCGUCAAUUACAUUGCCAAUAAUCCUGUAGCUACUGCAGUUGUAUGGGACUGGGUCAGAGUUAAUUGGCAGAAAAUGGUAGACAAGUUUGGUUUGAAUUAUCGUCUGCUGGGACGUCUAAUUCCUGGAGUAACUAACACCUUUACAACAGAGCUUCAAUUACAGGAGAUGCAACAUUUCUUUGAUAUGUAUCCAGAGGCAGGAACCGGAGCCAGAGGACGAGAACAGGCCUUGGAACAUGUACAGAGCAACAUCAACUGGUUAAAGAGAUACGAGAAUGAAAUCACUAGCUGGUUAACAAUUAAUGUAUAA